GUUGGCCCGGGCAGUUGGAGAGCGAGAGGUCUGUGUGGCGGCGGUGACUGAGCCUGGAGAAAUAGCGAGUAUCAUUGCUAGUUUUGAUGUGGCCUGAGAGCCAGAAGAAACCUUCCAGCACCAACGUACAGUUACAAAGCAAUAAAUAAACUCUGGUCCAGCCAGUGAGCAGUUUAAAUCCAAGGCGAGGAGGUGUUCGUGGUCAGUGACAGGAAACAAGUGACAGGAAACCUUGUAUCUCUGGAUCUGUAAAAUGCUAACUUCAGCACCUUAUCUGCUACCCAGUCUAAACAUACAAGAUAAUGAAAGGACCUUUCAUGAAAAAUAUGAACUUAGUUUAAAAACAAUGAUUCCUGUGCGCAUUGGAGCAAAAUCUGCCAUUAAUCCAGUAGAUAAUGCAGGGCUGUUCUCAUUUGCUACAUUUUCUUGGCUUUCAUCUUUAAUGAUCAAAGGAUACAGGAAUAAUAUAAAUGUGGACACCUUACCUCCAUUAUCAUAUCAUGAUAGUUCAGAUCCAAAUGCAAAAAGAUUUCGAUGCCUUUGGGAAGCAGAGCUUGCAAGAGUUGGGCCUGAGAAGGCUUCUUUGGACAGAGUAGUUCUAAAAUUUCAGAAAACACGACUUCUAGUAGAUGCAAUAGUAAAUUUUAUUUGUAUUGUUUUCGCUUCUUUAGGACCAACUGUGAUCAUUCAUAAGAUCCUACAGCACAGCGAAAGCAAGUCCAAAGAUAUUGUUACAGGAAUUGGACUUUGCAUAGCACUUUUUCUUGCUGAAUUUUUCAAAGUAAUACUUUGGGCAUUGGCAUGGGCCAUCAACUACCGUACAGCCAUACGAUUUAAAGUUGCUCUGUCUACAGUUGCAUUUGAAUAUCUAUUGGCAUUUAAAUCUUUGGCACAUAUCUCUUUUGGUGAGGUUAUCAAUAUAUUAUCUACUGAUGGCCAUCGUAUAUUUGAAGCUGCUGUUUUUUGUCCUCUGCCAAUUACAGUGCCUAUACUAAUAACUGUUUGCACUGUAUACUCUUGUCUUAUUCUUGGUCCAACUGCACUGAUUGGAACAUUUGUUUAUAUUAUAUUUAUACCGCUGCAGAUGCUCACAGCUAUGCUCACAGCCAUGUUCAGACGAGCUGCUGUUUCAGUAACUGAUAAGCGUUUGAGAACAAUAAAUGAAAUUUUAACUUGCAUUAAAAUGAUUAAAAUGUAUGCUUGGGAAACAUCUUUUGCAAUUAGAAUUAAAGGUAUCAGAAAAAUGGAAAGGAAAAUAUUGGAAAAAGGAGGAUAUGUACAGAGUGUAAACCUUGCUCUGACACCUAUUGUAUCUAUUGUGGCUGUUGUCAUGACAUUUAUUUUACACACCCUUUUAAAGCAAGAACUAACUGCAUCAGUUGCUUUUAAUGUAAUUGCUAUAUUUAAUGUAAUGAAGUUUUCAAUUGCAAUCUUGCCAUACUCAGUGAAAGCAGCAGCAGAAGCUAAAGUUUCCCUGAAAAGACUGAAAAAAAUUCUUAAAGCUGAAAUCCCUCCCAGUUAUGUAAAGCAACUGGAAGAUUCAGAAAAUGCUGUAGUAAUGGAUAAUGCCACACUAUAUUGGGAACAUCAGAAUGAACACAGGGAAAAUGAAAAGAAUAAAAAGACUAUGAACAGAAAGAAUGCUUAUAAAUGCCAACCAGAAACAGAGCCUGAAUUUUCUCACACAGUGACAUCCCAGACAAUGGAGGAAGGAAAAGUGGAUAGCAAAGUUUGUGUUUUGCGUAACAUAAGCUUUAUUGUGAAAAAGGAAAAAGUUUUGGGUAUUUGUGGAAAUAUUGGAAGUGGAAAGAGCUCAAUAUUAUCAGCCAUUCUAGGACAGUUGCACUUGAAUGAUGGGACAGUAGGUGUUGAUGGAACAUUAGCUUAUGUGUCGCAGCAAGCAUGGAUAUUUCAUGGAAGCGUUAGACAAAAUAUAUUAUUUGGAACAGAAUAUAAUGAACAGAGGUACAAUUAUGUAAUCAAUGCAUGCAAUCUGAAGGCAGAUAUGGAACUUCUUCCCGCUGGUGAUAUGACUGAAGUAGGUGAAAGAGGUCUUAACUUCUCUGGAGGCCAGAAGCAAAGAAUCAGCUUAGCUCGUGCUGUUUACUCUAAUAGAGACAUUUACUUGUUGGAUGAUCCCUUGUCAGCAGUUGAUGCACAUGUCGGAAAAUAUAUUUUUGAGAAAUGCAUAAGAGAAGCCCUUAAAAAAAAAACAAUAGUACUUGUAACUCACCAACUGCAGUAUUUGGAAUUCUGUGAUGAAGUCAUUUUAUUAGAAGAUGGAGAAAUAUGUGAAACUGGAACUCACAAAAAAUUAAUGGAAGAACAGGGACGCUAUGCCCAACUAAUUGAAAACCUCCAUAAGGAGCAGGCAAAGAAGCCAAAACAUGUUUUGAUUGAAUCAGUAAUAGAACCUAGGAUGAAAAACCAAGACAAGAGUGAUACCUCUAGAAGUUCUAAAGAAGGAGCUAUAAAUCCUGGUUCCAACAUGCCUAAAGAAGGAAUCAUCAAUAAGGAACCUGAAAGAGACACACAAGGGAGAAGCACAACGGCUACUAUAAAACAACUUGUUCAAAAAGAGGAAAAACUGGAAGGUUCAGUGACAUGGAAAACUUAUCAUGCUUAUAUUAAAGCAUCUGGAGGUUUCAUACUGUCUUCCUUUGUUAUACUUCUCUUUAUGCUGAUGAUUGGCACCUCAGCUUUUGUUAACUGGUGGUUGAGUUUCUGGCUGGAACAGGGCUCAGGUAAAAUUUGCACCAUCUUGGGUAAUGACACAAAAUACACCUGUGACAUGGAAAACAUCUUGGAUAACCCCAGACUACACUUUUACCAAUUCAUCUAUGGAAUCAGCCUGGUGGCCAUGAUUGUCCUAAGUAUCAUCAGAGGGCUUCUUUUUACAAAGACAACAUUAAAGGCUUCUUCAACACUGCAUGAUAAUGUAUUCUAUAAGAUCUUACAUAGUCCAAUGAGUUUCUUUGAUACAACUCCCACUGGUAGGCUAAUGAACCGUUUUUCUAAGGAUAUGGAUGAACUGGAUAUGAGACUUCCAUUUCACGCUGAGAAUUUUUUGCAGCAGUUUUUUAUGGUGUUCUUUAUUGUAGUCAUAAUAGGCCUUGUGUUCCCUUUUCUUCUAGUUGCAGUCAUCGUCAUAGCUGCUCUUUUUGUACUACUUUUUCAAAUAUUCAAGAGAGCUAUUCGAGAGCUAAAGAGAAUAGAAAAUAUUAGCAGAUCACCACUGUACUCUCAUAUUUCUUCUUCUGUGCAAGGACUCAGUGUAAUUCAUGCCUAUAAUAAAAAAGAAGACUAUAUCAAACAAUUUAAAAUGCUAAAUGAUGAAAACUCCAACCAUUUUCUCCUAUUUAACUGUGCACUACGAUGGUUUGCACUUAGAACAGAUAUCCUUGCAGCCGUUAUAACUUUGAUUGUGGCGUUAUUUGUUGCUUUGAGCCCUUCUUCGAUUAGUACUGCAGCAAAAGGCUUGGCUUUGUCCUAUAUAAUCCAGUUGAGUGGACUUCUCCAAGUAUGUGUAAGAUCAGGAAUUGAGACAGAAACCACAUUUACCUCUGUUGAACAAAUAAUGGAAUAUGUCUUGACAUGUGUUCCUGAGGCUCCACAGCUUUCAAAUAUUUUGAAGUCUCCCAAAGGCUGGCCAAAUCAAGGGGAAAUUGUAUUUAAAGAUUACCAAAUGAAAUACAGAGAAAACAGUCCUAUAGUUCUCCAUGGUUUAAAUAUGAGAAUUCAUGGUCAAGAAACAAUUGGUAUUGUUGGCAGAACUGGCUCUGGAAAAUCAUCUCUAGGAGUGGCACUGUUUCGCCUAGCAGAACCAACUGCUGGUACCAUCCUAAUUGACAAUGUUGAUAUCUGUACAAUUAGUCUGGAAGAUCUAAGAACAAAGCUUUCUGUUAUUCCCCAAGAUCCUGUUCUGUUUGUAGGUACAGUAAGGUUCAACAUUGAUCCUUUCAGUACUUACACAGAUGAUCAGAUCUGGCAAGCUCUUGAAAAAACAUUUAUGAAGGACAGAAUAUUGAAACACCCAGGAAAAUUACAGGCAGAAGUUGCUGAAAAUGGAGAAAAUUUCUCCAUAGGAGAACGACAGCUGCUUUGUAUGGCAAGAGCACUACUUCGAAAUUCAAAAAUCAUUCUGCUUGAUGAAGCCACAGCUUCAAUUGAUCCUGAAACAGAUAGACUAAUUCAGUGCACAAUCAGAGAUGCAUUCAAGGACUGUACAGUCUUAACCAUUGCACAUCGCAUCAACACUGUUCUGGAGUGUGACCGCAUCCUGGUUAUGAGCAAUGGAGAGAUAAUUGAGUUUGGCAAGCCAGAAGAUCUUAUGCAGAAACCAGAUUCUACAUUUGCAUCGCUCUUGGCUGCAGCAAGCAAAGGGGCGUCAUAGAAGACACAUUGGGUUUUUUGACUGUGUAAUCAAUGAAGAUGCACAGAUGAUUCAUAUUAUAAAUGAAGCUACAGAUUUCUUCAUCUAAGCCCUGACAAUAAAACCCGAUUAGAAAAGAACAUUAGGAUUCUAGAUGAAAUCACAGGAUCAGCCUAUGAGUCACAUCAGUGAAAAAAAAAUAAAAAUAUUGUAUACAUGCUAAAUAAACACCUUUCUUCACACCAGGGCUGAAGUAAGAAAUAGUUCAGCGGAAAUUCCAGAAAUGUGUGUUCUUUUAUAUUACCAAAUUCUGUCAUCUAAAAGAGUUAAAUUUUGUUCCUCCCCAUAAAAGUACAGUAUAAAUGUUUUACAAUACCACCCCCAGAAAAUACACAAUAAAAAUAUUUUAAAGGUUUUAUUUUAAAAUUGGAAAUUAAAUGCCUGCAAGGUUUUGGUUUGAACUCUGAUUAAUCUUUCUUUCUCUCUCUCUCUUUAAUAUGCAAUAGAUUUAUUGAUCCAAACAUGAAAUAUGGUUUGUUGCCAUGUUUUGUGUAGAGAUAAUCAUCUUGUAUACUCCAUGUGAUAUAGUACAACAGGGAAAAAAUUAAAAUGCUUUAUCCAUUGGGCAUUACACUUUAACAUUUUUUUCCUUGUUGUUUAUCACUGAAACAUUACCAAAAGCACCUUUAAAUGAAGCUUCAUUGAAUUUGUCAGGAAAAAAGACAAUGCCCCACUUUUCAAGUAGACCUCCUCCUAUUAAAAACACUUCUAUUUUUCAAAUGCUAAAUUAAGAUCUGCAUACCAAACAACUCUGCAUGCAGAUGCACUGCCAUUUGGGCCUGCAUGCUUAUAAUGAUAUUCUCUCUCAUUGCAAAAGGUAUCUUCCAACUCUCCUCCUUUUAUAUACGUGUUUAUUAUUUGAUUAGAACAUCUUAAUAGCAGCAGCUUUUGUGUUUACUUAAUAUUGUUAUGAAUAUUUCCAGAAGGACUUAGAAAAUAAGCAGUGUCAAUUAGCGGUGACCUUUUGAAAAUAUUUCAAAACCAAAACAGUUCUGAUGAAAUACUGGCCUUUGGUUUGCUUUCAUAACCAGGCCUAAAUUCCUGUGUGUGUUAAUUGUUGAUGCAAAAUGUUAUUACAGUAUGCUUGCUUGAUAUGGCUAAAAUCUUAAUUUAUCUGCUUUGUAAAAUCAGUGCUGAUAUCAGCAAGGGUACAGCUCUCUGUUAUUGUUGUGUAGAUUUGUUGUGUGCUGUUAAACAGUUCCUGUGUUUUACUCCAGAGACAAUAGCAGUUCAGUGGUGGAUGAAAUGAUCUUUUUGUAAAAUGUAAAGUCAUUUGGGAUCCUUAAUGAUGGAACGUGAUACAUACAUGAAAGCUAUAAUGCAUUAUUCAAAUAAUACCUCAAGAUUUUGUUUGUUCACAACACUGACUGCAUGCUGGAAACAAUUAUAUUAAAAAUCAGAAUGAAA
This is a messenger RNA of Alligator mississippiensis (American alligator), 5839 nucleotides long. RefSeq names its product ATP-binding cassette sub-family C member 12. The coding region runs from base 254 to 4393 and encodes 1379 amino acids. The record is from RefSeq and is a predicted model, not a curated record. Gene Ontology annotation, cellular component: membrane. Gene Ontology annotation, biological process: transmembrane transport. Gene Ontology annotation, molecular function: ATP binding; ABC-type transporter activity; ATP hydrolysis activity. The transcript has 31 exons. NCBI's taxonomy places the organism in Eukaryota, Metazoa, Chordata, Crocodylia, Alligatoridae.